Molecule: messenger RNA, 2365 nt
Organism: Ceratina calcarata
Lineage: Eukaryota; Metazoa; Arthropoda; Insecta; Hymenoptera; Apidae
Gene: Snx17
Product: sorting nexin 17
Exons: 11
Coding region: 756-2213 (485 amino acids)
Biological process (GO): endocytic recycling; intracellular protein transport
Cellular component (GO): early endosome
Molecular function (GO): phosphatidylinositol binding
Source: RefSeq, a predicted model, not a curated record
AUAAAAGGUUCUCAUAAUUGCUUGUGCGAAUUCUUUUCUUCGCAUCUCGCAGUAGCGAGCCCAAUACAAAUUUGAGUAUUUUGCACGAUAAAGCUCGUGUUGAAAGGAUAACACAAACUAAACUUUUCCGAAUUUUAUAAAAUUGAUCCCAUAAUUGUAUGUACAGUUAUGCAAAACGAUUCCUGACCCGCUUGGCAUGCACACAAGCAAAAAUUAAAUUUUCCAGUUUAAUUGAAGAUUGACGAUUUAGGACAAAUCUAUACUCUAAGGUCGGAAAUCGUUUUGGAAGAAUUUUGGAAAAUCUAUGUUUUAUGUCAGCAAUCAUUUCCAGAUCGAAUUUCUUACCGAAUAAAAGCUUGAAUCAAUGUCGAAAGUCCUAAGAAUCAAUCUGAUUUUUGUAUGAACGUGAGCAUUAAAAAUGUGUCAGCGUUAAUCAUGAAAAAUGUGUAUAGUUAUAGCUAAUUGUUGAGUGGGUGUAAAACGUAUACGCCUAUUGUCAUAAAUAAUGAUGGUAAACCAAGUAGACGAUACAUACAUGGUGCAAUGAUUUAAAAUGUACCUACGUGUGUACAUCCAUAGUAUCAAUCACACUUUCAUAUAAUGCAGAAUUUUUUAUGUAGAUAUUUUCAUUAUCCUUUUACAUAUGUUGAUUUUGUUAAAUAAUAAAGGAAACAUUAGAUAGUUCUAAUUUAUUUGCAACACGCUAUUGUAUAUAUUUUGUACAUAUUUUGAUUAUAAAGCAUUGAUAUUCUUUUAUGAAAAUGCAUUUUUCUAUACCAGAUACACAAGAAUUUAUUGAUGCAAGUGGCAAUGCAUACAUCGGCUAUAAUAUUCACAUAAAUGGAUUAUUUCAUUGUACUGUGCGAUAUAAACAAUUGUAUAGUCUGCAUGAACAAUUGGCAAAAGAUUUGGACAUAUUUCUCCCAUCAUUUCCACCCAAAAGGUUUUUUCCUUUAACAACAAAUCAACAGGAAGAACGUCGCCUCGCUUUGGAAAAAUAUAUACAAGCAAUUGGACAAAACCCAGAAAUUAAUAAAUCGGGAAUGUUAAAUGGGUUCUUAUUAAAUGCACAACAAGAAACCAUUGGAGGACAAUGCAAUAAUGAAGUUAUGGAUAUUUUUCUUAUGAAUGGCUGUAAAAUAACAAUAAAUGUAACUACAGGAGAUCACUCUGAUAAUGUUCUGAAGAAAGUAUAUAAACAUAUCAGGUUGCCUGAGCAAUAUUAUUCUUAUUUCGCAUUAUUUAUCCUUGUUCAAGAUGAAGCAAAUGGUAUUCGUUUAUUACGAAAAUUACAAGACUUUGAGUCCCCUUUUAUAACAAAUAAACAUCUGCACAUUAUAGGAAGUAAAGUAAUGCUUGGAAAAAAUUAUUGGGACAUUGGAUAUGAUCUUACAUUGAUGACUAAUGCAGUGGCUGUGAAUUUAUUAUAUGUUCAAGCAGUUGCAGAAGUUGAAAGGGAGUGGAUCCCUGUACCAGAUGAAUUAAAAGAGCAGUUGAUUGUUUUACAGAAAGAGGAGAAGAAAAAAGAAUAUCUGGAUAUAGUUCGUACGGCGAAGUAUUAUGGGUUCAUUCAAUUUGCCCCAUGUUUUUGUGAUUAUCCUCAGCCAGACUCUAAAGUGUUAGUUGCCAUAGGUAGAAAUCAAUUAAAUUUGCGCAUAUUGUCUGAUGGCGUAACACGCGAAGAAGUGUUUGAUGUGUCUCGAAUGCGUUGUUGGCGAAUAACUACGUUACAGAACGGGCCUGAAAGGGGGAGUGAAGAAAGCGACGAUUUUAGUUUAGAAUUGUCUUUCGAAUAUUUAAUAGCCAAAAACCAGUUACAAUGGAUUACAAUAACUUCAGAACAAGCAAUUUUGAUGUCCGUAUGCUUGCAAGCUAUGAUCGAUGAAUUAUUAUUAAAGAACGUUGGUAGCGAUAAAACACGGGAAGUAUCACAAAAAUCUUGGACCUAUGUUAUGAGAGAUGGCCAACGUGUUACAAUGAGAUCGAAAUCUGAUGACGAACCUGAUGAAAGUAAAAAGAAUCAUUGCAUCAAAGAACCUUCUAAGUCAGAACCAGUCAUGAAAAAACUUGUGGAUAGACUGUCAGUAGUGAAAAUAAAAAAAGCCAAUAAUAGUAAAAAUAAUAUGAACAACAGAAUUCAACCAAGACAAACGUCAGAAUAUGAUGUCAUGGAAAAUAAUGCAUUUUGUAUGAUCGGUGAUGAUGACUUGUGAAUCGAAUACUUUACUCUAUUUUUACUAAAACGAGAUCAAAAUAUACAAUAUAAAUACGUACUCUUCCAAAUGAUGCAUUAUAAUGUUAUAUAACAAUAUUUUUGUAUGAUAUAUAAAUAUUUUGUUGAAAAUAAAAUGUUUACAGUAUUUAA